Erythranthe guttata (spotted monkey flower) is the source of this 622-nucleotide messenger RNA. Its product is annotated as mitochondrial import receptor subunit TOM9-2. The record is from RefSeq and is a predicted model, not a curated record. Gene Ontology annotation, cellular component: mitochondrial outer membrane. NCBI's taxonomy places the organism in Eukaryota, Viridiplantae, Streptophyta, Magnoliopsida, Lamiales, Phrymaceae. Gene Ontology annotation, biological process: intracellular protein transport.
AUUAACACAAGGGUUUUAGUCCAAACACAACGCAGAGACUCGCACACACCACCAACAAUGGCUUCUCUCCGACUCCCUUCUUUGAAGAAAUCCGGCGGCGACGACGGCGGGAUCCUAUCUCGUCUAUCCGAUUACCCGAUCGUGAAGAAGGGGAAGAGCACCGCCUGCGAUGCGGCGUACGUGGCCAAGCGCCUCCUGAAGAGCACCGGCAAGGCGGCCUGGAUCGCCGCCACCACCUUCAUCGUGCUUGGUAUUCCGCUCAUCAUUGAAAUGGAUCGGGAAGCACAGUUCAACGAAGUCGAGCUGCAGCAAGCCUCUCUCCUCGGCGGCGCCGCUCCCGCCCACCCAGGCUACAUGUAAUGAUGUUUUGAUCCGUUAAUUUUUUUUAUGAUUCUGAUAUGGUUUGCCCGGCUAAUUGACGAUCGAUUCCAAUUUUUUUAGUUUUUUACAUUUUCCUAAAUUUUUAGGGUUCAGUAUGAGAUUUGAAUUCAGUGAUGAUCUGAGUUGUUGCUAUUAGGUUUUGUUUGAACAAUUAAUUCCUAUUAUUGAGUUACUUUUGCGUGAUCUAGAUUUGCUUCACAGCCUUUUGAUUAUUUGUUUGUUAGUUGAAGUAAUAUUUUUC